Messenger RNA from Vicugna pacos (alpaca), 3234 nucleotides. Lineage: Eukaryota; Metazoa; Chordata; Mammalia; Artiodactyla; Camelidae. The record is from RefSeq and is a predicted model, not a curated record.
CCUGCACACUUCACCCUGACAAGGCGCUGAGGCGGGGCCUCGUCUGCCAAUCUUUCUAGCCACACGCCACACAGGGAAUUCUCGUCUUCCCAUUGGUUGAGGGAGGCGGAGUGUCGAGCCACUCGAGCGACGGGCCCCGGCUAUAGGCGGAGCGGCGGCGGAAGGCGGGACUAGAGGCCCCAAACCUCAGGACCGGGUUUGCGACUUCAACCAAGGCUUCCUCCUUGCUCAUCCAAAUACCUCGGGGUUCCCGGACGGGCUCUGGGGGAUGAGAGAGUCUCUGUGUCCCUAAUAGUGAUUUAUUACUCCCACAAACCCAAGCCCCUAUCCCUGCCAAGUUGCCUGCGCCUCUCCGCUUCGCCCCAACCCCUAAUUGUCCCGCUGAGACUCGUGAAAACUACAACUCCCAGGGUGCAUCGCGCCAGAUCUGUACUCCGUGAAUCAGGUGGCUCGUGUCAGGUGACUUCUGACCCGCCCCACAGUAAGUCAAGCCGGCCCGGGGAAGCGGGCACAGUCUGAGGAGACUCCUGCGUCCCUUGUGGUGCGUCCCCUGAGCCUGGAGGAUCUCAGGAGAUCCAGGGAGUUCCAGAUUCCAGAAACCUGGUGAGUGGAGCUGCCACAGGAGACUCCUGACUCCAAGUUGAAGCAGUUCUUUGAAAUCAAGGAACAUGAUAAGGAGGUGGCUGGUUAUUUUUAUCCUUUUGCCCCUGAAGCUCAUAGAGAAAUGUGAGUCGACUGUCAGCUUCACUGUUCCUCCCACCGUGAAGCUGGAAAAUGGAAGCUCAGCCAGCAUCAGCAUCUCCCUUCCGCGUCCUUUAAAUGCCACCUUGGUGAUCACUUUUGAAAUCACAUUUCGUUCAAAAAACGUUACUAUCCUUCAGCUCCCUGAUGAAGUGGUAGUGCCUCCCGGAGUGACAAAUGCCUCUUUUCGCGUGACGUCUCAGAAUGUUGGACAAGUUACCGUCUAUCUGCAUGGAAAUCAUUCCAACCAGACCAGCCCCAGGAUCCGCUUCGCCGUGAUCCACAGCAACGUUGUAAGCAUCAUCAACCAGGUGAUUGGCUGGAUCUACUUUGUGGCCUGGUCCAUCUCCUUCUAUCCUCAGGUGAUCACGAACUGGAGGCGGAAAAGUGUCAUUGGUCUGAGCUUCGACUUCGUGGCCCUGAACUUGAUGGGCUUCGUAGCCUACAGUGUGUUCAACAUCGGCCUCCUCUGGGUGCCCUCCAUCAAGGAGCAGUUUCUCCUCAAAUACCCCAACGGCGUGAACCCUGUGGAGAGCAAUGACGUCUUCUUCAGCCUGCACGCCGUCGCCCUCACGCUGGUUGUCACAGUGCAGUGCUUCCUGUACGAGCGAGGGAGCCAGCGCGUGUCCUGGCCUGCCAUCGGUUUCCUCAUGCUCUCCUGGCUCUUCACGUUCAUCGCCCUGAUCAUGGCCGCAGUCGGGGCCACCACGUGGCUGCAGUUUCUCUUCUGCUUCUCCUACAUCAAGCUGGCGGUGACGCUGGUCAAGUAUUUUCCGCAGGCCUACAUGAACUUUCGGUACAAAAGCACUGAGGGCUGGAGCAUUGGCAACGUGCUUCUGGACUUCACCGGGGGCAGCUUCAGCCUCCUCCAGAUGUUCCUCCAGUCCUACAACAAUGACCAAUGGACGCUGAUCUUUGGAGACCCAACCAAAUUUGGACUCGGCAUCUUCUCCAUCUUUUUCGAUAUUGUGUUCUUCAUCCAGCACUACUGCUUGUACAGAAAGAAACCAGGGCUUCAGGCAGCACACACAGGUCCUGGCAGCCGUCCCAGGCAGGACUGAACAUUGAGCUUGGAGCAGACAGCCUUGCCCCAAGCAACCGGUGUUUCUGGGAGCAGCUUGAAGGACUGACCUUGCAGCUGGGAGAGCCAGGUGUGCUCUGCUGCCACUGCUGAGUUCAGAGACCAAGCAGCCAGGUGCUGUGGCCGAUAGACCCAGAGGUGCUGGUGCUGGUGGCGGAGGGGCUAGGACCUUGGGGUAGAACUUGGGGGCCCUUCUCUGAGCACUCACCACCCUGACACUCACUCAUGCUAUGUAACUCCACUUUCACGAGUGCAAUCACAGGUGGCCCAGGCCAGGGUCUGGUAAAGAAACAGUAUUUCCAAGCCUUAAGGUGCCCACCAGAUUGGUUUGGAACCGGUCUCGCAUCCAACACCCUCUGGAUCUCCAUCACACUAACGACCCCUUUUGGAUUUUUCAGAGGGACGCUUUUGAAGUAAGUGGCUUACAGCCUUACUGCUUUCUGCCUACCUCCAGUUUCCCAGCGUCAGGCCCCACGUCAGCCCCUCUAACUGCUCCUUACCCUGGGUCUGCUCGGAGUGCAGGGGACAGACGCACACAUGCACGCACACACACCAGUCUGUGCCUUAGAGGCCUGUUAGACCUGCCGGGUGGUGAGAGUAGCUCUCCUGAAGGGGAGGGCAGGCCCCCUUCCCUCACUUUCCCCAGACCCCUACCUGAGACUCACCAAUUUGUGGCUGUUCCGAAGCUUCAGAUAAGGACUUAAGACCACCUCACAUAAUCUUCAUGGACCCAGUCUGAUCCCAAAGCCCUUCCCUUCCCACCAAUCAGGUGUCCAUCCUGUGGCAGGAGGGGAGGGUCCCAGGACGUGCCUUGUACGUGCCUUGAGUUUGUCAAUCCACUCUCAAGAUUUGUUUACCAAGAGAAUAACAAGAGGCUUAUGUCCUUAAUUAAACCUGAUUCCUUUCCUCUCUGCACACUGAGCGUUUGCCAGAUGCAGGAGGCAAGCGUGUUGGCUUCAGAACCAAGUCCCUGGGGCUCAGGGAGACGGCCUCACUCACUCCAUGUAAGAAAACGUGUGGGGUUGCCAAGUUCGCUGCUCCCAAGGUGGCCGUGUGCCGACCCGGCACUUCAUCAGGAGAGCCCUGUUGGGUGGCACAAGACACCUACCUGCUUAGGGCCAGGUAGGUCCCACAGGUACCAUGUCUGCAUUACCAAAGGCACAGCACUCAGGCUGCAGUUGUGAGCACAGGUUGGAUGAGGCCUUUAAGGGCAUGUGGUGGAGGAGGGUCUUCCAGAUUCUUCCUCUGUCCAGGUAUCAAUUAGGAUCUCCUUUCCCUAAAGCAGAGACUGCAGCCUGACCAAACCUACACACCUGUUUUAUUUGGGCCACCCAGUGGGUGACGGUAUCACACGUUAGAGAUGGGAAGUUACAAGAUCUGACUUGGCGGUGCAAGGUGGGUCACGAGCGGCA